AUGAGCGAUGACGAGGCUGUCAAGACGUCUCGGGGUAGGAACGUGAAAGCUAUCCGCGAUGAGCUCGAGAAAAGAAGCAGAGAGAGCGGAGGAAACCUUCCCAGUCCCCUCUGGCCGUACUCAUCAAACUCGGGCUCGUUCAUACGGAGAAGUAUAUCAGAACAAGAAGAGAAAUCAAAGGGAGGGGAUGAGCACUCAGAGCCAUCUCAAAGAAACCUCUUCCACAAGGAUGCAGAUGACCUACAGCAACCUUCCCUCGAAGCUCCGCACGUGGACAACUCUGAGGACAAAAAUUACAUGGAGCUGGAGCAACGAAAUGAGCAAUUAAGUACAGAAAGACGAGAGCUUCAGGGCAGAUUGACUCAAGCUCAAGUUGACAUGGACAAGCUGAAAAAUCAACAGGCCGUGAACGAUCACAAUUCAAAUACCGGAGGCAACAAUUCUUCUUUGAUUCAGGAGCUAGAAAGAAAAGACAAGGAGAUUUCGGACUUGAAAGAGAUGGUGAGACAGAUGUUGAAUGAGAGGAAGAAGGAAAGAGAAAACAAUCAAAACAAGCACGAUCAAGGUCGAGAUAGUAGUCAGAGCAAUCAUACCGUCCAUCAACUAGAAUCAGACAAAAAAGACAAGCAACAGCUGUUGAAACAACUCCAAGAAGCGCAAGAGGAGCUUGCGAUGCUCAAGAGCCAGGCUCCAAAUCAAGUUUCACCGCCCAAGCAAAGUGCAAUGGACUUCAGCUCAAAAUCGUACAAGGCGGCAUCAGGUCACUUUGUGAAAGAGAUCCAUCGGUUGGAAGGCCUUCUACAUCAACAGAGCAAGACCAUCGUCGAGCUGAGCGGGAGAGGAAGGGACCGCAGCAUGCUCGAUAUCCUGAGCAAGAAGAUCAUGCAGCUCGAGCCCUCCGCUGCUGCCGUCAAGGACCUCCAGACCUUCUUGCUGACCCUUCAAGACCCUCCACCAUCGCCUCCCUCGGCAACGACAAACGGCUUCCCCAGCAACAGACCAGCAAACCAGGAGGUCGCCAGCCCAGCAAGUUCUCGUCCCUACAGCGAGCACGUGACGUACCGCAGCUUCACCGAGGGGCUUGACAGACCCUACCGCAUCACCUCCAGCUUCUCUCCCAGCUCUCGCCCCUCCCCUCUUCCCCCAUCAACCACAAGGAGCCACAGCGAAGUCUACAGGGUGAUGGAUUAUGGGAGAACAGCUACGGAGAGUUCACAGCGGAUGGACGUGAAAGCGAGAGAAGCGUUUGAGCCUGGCAAACAAGCGCGUGCCGUACACUUUGAUGAAGAGGUGUACUUGCUAAGCGUGUGA
Messenger RNA from Guillardia theta CCMP2712, 1311 nucleotides. RefSeq lists its product as hypothetical. The record is from RefSeq and is a predicted model, not a curated record. The transcript is spliced from 6 exons. The coding region runs from base 1 to 1311 and encodes 436 amino acids. Lineage: Eukaryota; Cryptophyceae; Pyrenomonadales; Geminigeraceae.